CGCGCGCACUCACACACUCGCACACGCGGACCCGCCCGCCGCCUCUCGUCUCCGUGCGUAAAGCUGCGCGCACCGAAAGCGGAGGACUUGCGCCGCGUCGCUCCCGGAUAUACAAGGAUGGCAAAAAGCUCAAUGUAACUACGAGGAGGAUUUUUUUUUAAAAAAAAGGAAAAAGAAACGGGGGGAAUAAAGAUGAAACUAGUAUCAGCAGCUUCUUCCAGUUGUGUCGCGCGCGCAAAGUUGAUUCGCGGGAAGCGCCUUUGCCGCAGCCGUCACUUUCGCUAAGGCGCCUUUCCCGUCGAGCCGCGAUGAGGCUCGCGCUGACGCGAUCACCUUAAUUGAUCCGCGAUUAACGGCCGUGCUCCUCGUUUGCUCCGACCCUGGAUGUGGUCAUCGGGCAUCAUGCUGGCGGAGACGGAGCUCCUGUGAACGCGGCACGCGCUCCGACGCGCGCCUUCCGAGCAUCCCGUGGAAUUGUCGCGCGCCCUGGGGACGCCGCUCCGUGUGACACGCGCAGGAUUGACGGGCAGCGCGGGCACGACCCCGUGGAGGGGGGGGGGUGACCAGGUCCAGAGAUGCGUUCUGGGGAGAUGAUCUGCCUGCUGCUCGUGGCGGUCACCGCCGCCGAUCCCGGCCAGAGUAACCAAGUGGUGCUGCUCGAUACCACUGCUGUGCUGGGAGAGCUGGGCUGGAAGACGUAUCCCGUCAACGGGUGGGAUGCCAUCACAGAGAUGGAUGAGCACAACCGGCCCAUCCACACUUUCCAGGUGUGCCACGUGAUGGAGCCCAACCAGAACAAUUGGCUUCGCUCCAACUGGAUCUCCCGCGAGGCAGCCCAGAAAGUGUAUGUGGAGCUGCGUUUCACCCUCCGCGACUGCAACAGCAUCCCCUGGGUGUCGGGCACCUGCAAGGAGACCUUCAACCUCUUCUAUAUGGAGACGGAUGAGCCGCACGGUGCCAAGUUCAAGCCGGGGCAGUACACCAAGAUCGACACCAUCGCGGCCGACGAGAGCUUCACGCAGAUGGAUCUGGGAGACCGAAUCCUCAAACUCAACACGGAGGUCCGAGAGGUGGGGCCCAUCAGCAGGAAGGGCUUCUACCUAGCCUUCCAAGACAUAGGGGCCUGCAUUGCUCUGGUGUCCGUGCGCGUCUACUACAAGAAGUGCCCCUUCACUUUCCGCAACCUGGCCACAUUCCCAGACACCAUCCCCCGUGUGGACUCCUCCUCUCUGGUGGAGGUGCGAGGGGCGUGCAUCCCAAAUGCUGAGGAGAGGGACACGCCUAAGCUGUACUGCGGAGCCGACGGCGAUUGGCUGGUGCCCCUGGGGAAGUGUGUUUGCAGCAUGGGCCACGAGGAGCUGGACGGUACCUGUCUCCCCUGUAGGCCCGGGUUCUACAAAGCAUUCACAGGGAAUAUCAAGUGCUCCAAGUGCCCCCCUCACAGCUUCAGCCAUGAGGAAGGCGCCUCCCUCUGCCACUGCGAGGCGGGAUUCUUCAGGGCUGAGAAGGACCCGCCCACCAUGGCCUGCACUCGGCCCCCAUCCCCCCCUCGCAAUGUGAUGUUCAACCUGAACGAGACGUCGCUUUUCCUGGAGUGGAGCCCGCCCAGCGACACGGGGGGCAGGAAGGACGUCACAUACAGCGUGCAGUGCAAGCUCUGCGGCGCCGACCCGGAAAACUGCCAGCUGUGUGGGGACGACCUGCGCUUUGUCCCCCGGCCCCGGGGGCUCACCGACUCCUCCGUCACUGUGCUGGACUUCUCCGCCCACGCCAACUACACCUUCGAGAUAGAGUCCCACAAUGGGGUGUCGGCACUGAGCCCCUCGCCCCGACCUGUGGCUGCCAUCACUGUCAGUGCAGACCAGGCUGGACCCGCCGUGGUGGGCAUGAUUCGAAAGGACUGGGCCUCCCAAAACAGCAUCGCCCUCUCCUGGCCGGAGCCGGAACAGCCCGCCCUGCCUGUGCUGGACUACGAGAUCAAGUACUAUGAGAAGGAGCAGGAGCAGCUGAGCUACUCCUCCACCCGCAGCAAGGCUCCCAGCGUCAUCAUCACUGGGCUGCGUCCCUCCACCCACUACGUCUUCUACAUCCGCGCCCGCACCGCCACCGGAUACAGCAGCUACAGCCCCAAGUUUGAGUACGAGACAGGAGACGAGGCCUCCGACAUCGCGGCGGACCAAGGCCAGGUGCUGGUCAUCGUCACGGCAGCAGCGGGCGGCUUCACCCUUCUGGUCAUCCUCACCCUCUUCUUCCUCAUCACAGGACGGUGCCAGUGGUACAUCAAAGCCAAGAUGAAGUCCGAGGAGAAGAGGAGGACUCACUACCAAAACGGCCACGUUCCUUUCCCAGGUAUAAAGACAUACAUCGACCCGGACACCUACGAGGACCCCACGCAGGCAGUGCAUGAGUUCGCCAAGGAGAUCGACCCAUCCCGCAUCCGAAUCGAGAGGGUCAUUGGUGCAGGUGAAUUUGGGGAGGUCUGCAGCGGGCGGCUUCGAACCCCUGGGAAGAGAGAGAUCCCCGUGGCCAUCAAGACUUUGAAGGGCGGCUAUGUGGAGCGGCAGAGGCGGGACUUCCUGCGGGAGGCGAGCAUCAUGGGGCAGUUUGACCACCCGAACAUCAUCAGGCUGGAAGGAGUGGUCACCAAAAGUCGACCUGUCAUGAUCGUGGUGGAAUACAUGGAAAACGGAUCUCUGGACUCCUUUCUGAGGAAGCACGACGGGCAUUUCACGGUGAUCCAGCUGGUGGGCAUGCUGCGUGGCAUCGCCUCGGGCAUGAGGUACCUCUCCGACAUGGGCUACGUGCACCGCGACCUGGCCGCCCGUAACAUCCUGGUCAACAGCAACCUGGUGUGCAAGGUGUCCGACUUCGGGCUGUCGCGGGUGCUGGAGGACGACCCGGAGGCCGCGUACACCACCAGUGGCGGAAAGAUCCCCAUUCGCUGGACGGCGCCCGAAGCCAUCGCCUACAGGAAGUUCUCCUCAGCCAGCGACGCCUGGAGCUACGGCAUCGUCAUGUGGGAGGUGAUGUCCUACGGAGAGCGUCCCUACUGGGAGAUGUCCAAUCAGGAUGUUAUCCUGUCCAUCGAGGAGGGCUACCGCCUGCCGGCACCCAUGGGAUGCCCCGUGGCACUGCACCAGCUCAUGCUGCACUGCUGGCAGAAGGAGAGAAACCACCGCCCCAAGUUCGCCGACAUCGUGGGCUUCCUGGACAAACUGAUCCGCAAUCCCAGCAGCCUUCUGACACUGGUGGAGGACAUCCAGGGUUUACCAGAAUCUCCGGGGGAUGAAAAUGAUUAUCCUCUGUUUAUCUCAGUUGGCGAUUGGCUGGACUCUAUCAAAAUGAGCCAAUACAAGAACAAUUUCCUGGCUGCUGGCUUCACAACACUGGACUCCAUCUCCAGAAUGAGCAUUGAGGAUGUCCGGCAGAUCGGAGUGACGCUCAUCGGACACCAGCGGCGGAUAGUGAGCAGUAUACAGACGCUUCGGCUCCAGUUGCUCCACGUCCAGGAAAAGGGGUUCCACGUAUGAGGCUGCGCCCGGGCGGCCAGAGACUGCGCCUCGGCUGCCUCGCACACCUCGCCCGCCUCGCCGCCGCCUCGCCGCAAAGCCAACAUCCCGCCCUCAGCGCAAGACCCCUGACCCCACCCCUACCCUUCGGACAGAACGCCGGCUUCCUUCAACCCAGCAAGCAAGCAAUCCGAAUAACCAAGAUCUUUCCGAAGAACAGCUUCAGACUCAGCCAGACUGAGGACGGAGGACGCGGGGGCUUCGCGCCGCGGUUUCCCGAAAGGGCCGCGAGUCGCUGCGGCAGCCCUUCUUCGUGCGGCAGCAGUACUGGACCAGUAUUUAGAGACGUGUGGUAGAUUCGGGGAUGUGACCCACAGAUUUUUCUCCAUGUUUUGUGACCAUGUAGCUGCUAUCAGAUGUGCAAUCAAAGGACUGUCCUUACUAUAUUUAUGAUUUCACAGUUUGAUAAGUAAAUGUCAUAAAGUGUUCUCGUUAAUUUAUUGAACUUCUUCCCAGAAUAUAACGGUAUGCUGAUACUUGAAGAUUACGAACAGCCAAUUUUGGAGUUUGAAUCGAUGAAUGUUAAACUUUUACAUGUAUAAUCCAUUUACUGAUUAUUAUCUUAACCUGAUAUUUAUAUAUGUGAUGUCCUAUCUGUGAAAGCCCUAGUAAAUUUGGAUUACAUUUCCUUAGCUAUUUAAGUACACCUUUCCUUAACAUAGCAAUAUAUGCAGUUGUUUUCCAAACCAAGAAGAGAUGCAGAAAAAAGUGUACUCUGUCUUACUGAACAAUUAACAAUUACUCAACAAUGUCCACCUCAAGCAAUUCUGCUAAAAGACAUGUAUGCUAUGACAAUGCAGUUGUAAAGAGCUGAAAAAACGUUUUAGAUUUUAGGCUACACGGCUACUGGUCUACUUGCUUUGGGCCUAAUAAUUGUUGUGAGAAUGAAACCGUGUUCUCUGUUUACCCUUCAUCACCCCAACCCUGGUAGAGUCCUAUUUGACACGUGUAUCAAAUGUGGAACUUUCCAGAACUGGGAAACGCUAACGAAUGAAUCAGUCCACCCAUUCCAUCAUAAUAAUAUUCGGUACUACGGGCUUCAAUAUGCAGGUCACGAAGAAAUGCAUUGUCUCCUUCAGAUCCUCAGUAAAUGUUGGGUGAGGGAGGACCUUUUUACCACGGCAAACAAAGUAACUCUGGGACAUUUUCUUCAGUUGAACGGUACGAUGAUAAUUUUCACAUACACAAAGGCAAGCAGCACCCUUAUCCAUAUCUCUUACUAGGAGAAGAACACACACCUUCUGGACGAUGGGAACACUCGAGCAUCGAUGAGGCACGGCAGGUGCUUGCAGUGUGAUCACCGAGGUUUCUCACACAGGACGGGCAGAAGCAGUGGAGGUGGAGAAUCGCUGUUUAGCACACGGUACCUGCUGAGCAAUGGGAGGCAACUUCUUUUGUACAAAGUACAAGUACUUAUAACUCUUGUAUUUUAUUUUUCUAUAAUUUCCAAAGAGGCAUUGCCAGGUCUUACAGACCAUAUGCGCCCAUUUAUGAAAAUAUUGAUUUGCAAAUAAAAGUUAAC
This is a messenger RNA of Scleropages formosus (Asian bonytongue), 5091 nucleotides long. Its product is annotated as ephrin type-A receptor 6-like. Gene Ontology annotation, molecular function: protein binding; ATP binding; transmembrane-ephrin receptor activity. Gene Ontology annotation, cellular component: plasma membrane; dendrite. NCBI's taxonomy places the organism in Eukaryota, Metazoa, Chordata, Actinopteri, Osteoglossiformes, Osteoglossidae. The transcript is spliced from 17 exons. Gene Ontology annotation, biological process: axon guidance; protein phosphorylation; ephrin receptor signaling pathway. The record is from RefSeq and is a predicted model, not a curated record. The coding region runs from base 576 to 3530 and encodes 984 amino acids.